AUGGCUACACAAGUAUCUUCAAAUGCCACAUUCAAGAACAGGGAAAAGCCUCAGGAAGUGCGCAAGGCCAACAUCAUUGCCGCUCGUGCAGUAGCAGACGCCAUUCGUACAUCCUUGGGACCUAAGGGCAUGGACAAGAUGAUUAAGACAUCUCGGGGGGAGGUCAUCAUCUCCAAUGAUGGACACACAAUUUUAAAACAGAUGGCUAUUUUACAUCCUGUUGCAAAGAUGUUGGUGGAAGUGUCGGCAGCGCAGGAUUCGGAAGCCGGUGACGGUACCACCUCUGUUGUUAUAUUGACAGGGGCAUUGUUAGGAGCUUCGGAGAGGCUUUUGAACAAGGGCAUUCAUCCCACAAUCAUUGCGGAGUCAUUUCAAAAAGCGGCCAAGAGAUCGGUUGAGAUUUUACUAGAGAUGUCUCAUAAGAUCUCGCUCUCAGAUAAAGACGACUUGGUUAGAGCUGCUAGUACCUCAUUGAGCUCUAAAAUUGUCUCGCAAUUUUCAUCCUUCUUAGCACCUUUGGCAGUUGACUCAGUUUUGAAAAUAGCAAAUGAAGAAUCUAAAAGUGUCGAUCUCAAUGACAUACGUUUAAUAAAAAAAGUGGGAGGUACAAUCGAUGACACACAAAUGGUUGACGGUGUUGUGUUGACCCAAAAUGUCGUUAAAAUGGCCGGUGGUCCAACUAGGAUGGAAAAAGCUAAAAUUGGUAUCAUUCAAUUCCAAAUAUCACCACCAAAACCUGACACUGAAAAUAACAUUGUUGUUAGUGAUUAUAGACAGAUGGAUAAAAUUUUAAAGGAAGAGAGAGCAUAUCUAUUGAACAUCUGCAAAAAAAUUAAAAAGGCCAAAUGUAAUGUUAUAUUGAUUCAGAAAUCUAUACUGAGAGAUGCUGUCAAUGAAUUGGCACUCCAUUUCCUAUCAAAAUUAAAUAUAAUGGUCAUCAAAGAUAUCGAAAGAGAGGAAGUAGAAUUUUUAUCGAAGAGUCUGGGUUGUAAGCCAGUUGCAGAUCUUGACCUCUUCACGGAAGAUCGUUUGGGUUACGCAGACCUGGUAGAAGAGGUUGAUAGUGACGGUUCAAAGAUUGUUCAAUUUACAGGUGUUAAAAGUAGCAAUGCGAAGCCAACCGUAUCAGUUGUCAUUCGUGGUGCUAAUCAAAUGAUCCUUGAUGAAACCGAACGCUCAUUGCAUGAUGCGCUGUGUGUGAUCCGUUGUCUUGUUAAGGAAAAUGCUUUAAUUGCAGGUGGUGGUGCGUCAGAAGUCGAGAUUUCCCGAAGAUUAACAAAAGAGUCGCGCUCCAUGGAGGGUGUUGAAGCAUUUAUCUGGGAAGAAUUUGCACAGGCACUGGAAGUUAUUCCAACGACACUAGCUGAGAAUGCAGGUCUAAAUAGUAUCAGAAUAGUUACAGAGCUACGUUCAAAGCAUGAAAACGGUGAAUUAAAUGAUGGUAUUUCCGUUAGGCGUUCGGGGACAGCUAAUACAUACGAUGAGCACAUUUUACAGCCGGUUUUAGUGAGCACAAGUGCUAUAACACUAGCGUCAGAAUGCGUGAAAUCGAUAUUGCGAAUUGACGAUAUAACUUUAAGUCGUUAA
Zygotorulaspora mrakii is the source of this 1587-nucleotide messenger RNA. It is a transcript of the gene CCT4, whose product is annotated as chaperonin-containing T-complex subunit CCT4. Gene Ontology annotation, molecular function: ATP hydrolysis activity; ATP binding; ATP-dependent protein folding chaperone. The record is from RefSeq and is a predicted model, not a curated record. NCBI's taxonomy places the organism in Eukaryota, Fungi, Ascomycota, Saccharomycetes, Saccharomycetales, Saccharomycetaceae. Gene Ontology annotation, cellular component: chaperonin-containing T-complex. The transcript has a single exon. The coding region runs from base 1 to 1587 and encodes 528 amino acids. Gene Ontology annotation, biological process: protein folding.